CUCCACCCGUGUCACCCGCUGUCCAGUCCGAAAAGCACCCCGCGUUGAGUGGUGGUCGGGUCGGGUCUGGUCUGGGUGGGUGGUCGAAGGGGGGGGCGACGGGACCACCGCGUUAAGUGUCGUGAUGAAGUUCGGUGAACCCUUUUUUUCCCGGACGUGAACAUUGGCGAUCCAGGAGAACCGACGUCGAAAGAAUCUUGGUGUCAUACAUACCACAUAGAACCCAAAACCGACGAAAUAUCCAAAAAUCAGGGAUCAAAACGAGCCAUCUACCUCUCUGCGCAUGAGUAACCUCUUCCUGUCUGUCAUCAUGUGUAAACACGUUCUCAACGCUCAAGUCUCCAUCCGGUCACCAUGCUGCCGCAAAUGGUUCGACUGCCCCGAAUGCCACGCCGAGUCCGAGUCGCACCCCCUUAAGAAGACGCUCGAGAUGACGUUCGCCUGCAAAAAGUGCAAAAAGUGUUUCCGCAAGGAUGCGACCGAGUUCGAGGAUUCCGACGAAUACUGCCCGCACUGCGACAACCACUACAUCAUCGAGGCCGUGACGCCCAAGGCCGCCCUCCGGGUCGAGGGCGAGGAUGCGAGAAUGGAUGCGCGCAUGCUGAAGGACGAGAGAGUCAAGCAAACGAAGAAGACCAUGAACCAGAUCUCGAUAUUUGACCCGGAUGUGGACGCUGAUAAGCUUGGUUGAGUGGUUGGGCUGUUGGAGUUGGAGUACGGGAUUACAACGCAGCGAGGAAGGGAAAAAAGAGAUACCAUUUAGAGAAGCAUAUAAUCAAGAUGGGUGGCUUAUUGUCACUCGCAUCAUAUGGCACAUCGCA
This is a messenger RNA of Neurospora hispaniola, 821 nucleotides long. RefSeq lists its product as uncharacterized. The transcript has 3 exons. The record is from RefSeq and is a predicted model, not a curated record. Gene Ontology annotation, cellular component: mitochondrial intermembrane space. Lineage: Eukaryota; Fungi; Ascomycota; Sordariomycetes; Sordariales; Sordariaceae. The coding region runs from base 284 to 691 and encodes 135 amino acids. Gene Ontology annotation, molecular function: zinc ion binding. Gene Ontology annotation, biological process: protein import into mitochondrial intermembrane space.